ACUAUACUGUUUUGAAAAUUAUAUCAAAAUGCGAAAAUUUCACAGAACGUUUUCGCAGCCGUGCGUGCAAGAGCUUCCCAGUGCAUCCUCUAUCCAAAUGACGCCACCACGGGACGAUGCACCGCUGCUUGUUUCUGAACAGGUUUUGAUAGGAGGGCUUGACCGGACUGGUACCAGCUUGUGGGUUCCGUCUCCGUACACCAUGGCUUCUCACUCCGUGUCCUCGGGGCGCCGUCUCCUGAUAGUCCUGCUGCUGGCGGGGUCGUGCGGCGUGCUGGCAUCGAAAAUCCGGGAAUACAGACGGGGACGAGGCCCGGCCAAGUGCGGAAGUGUAUGCGGCGGUGAGAGCGGGACUGAAUGUGAGGCCGGGUGUAGAUGCCUCAAAUUCCUCAACACGCGCCUCUGCUGGCCCAUGUUGGAGCAACCCAAAUGCGGCGGUGGCUGCGGCCCCCUCUUGAAGACCUACUGUGAAAGCGGGUGUACCUGCAUUUAUGACGGCUUCGAUGCUUUGGGCUUCUGCAUGCCAUACGGGACUGCCGAGUGCGGUGGUGAGUGCAGCACCAUGUUGGGCACCAGAUGUCCGGCCGAAUGCACAUGCGUACUCCGCCAGCCCCACAUAGCGGAUGGUGGUGGCACCUGCCGGCGAAUAAUGUCCGCCCGAGAGUUGUUAGGGCCGAGGUUCCAGGGAAACUGGUCCGACGCAGAAUUUAACGAGUGGAUUUCGCAGCGAAACUGGACCGAUGCCGAAUGGACCAACUGGUAUUGGCGCGUACGCGCCGUGGUUCCUUAGUGGCUAUGGUGGUAGGCUGCUAAGUGCGAGUUCGCGGGAUUGAUCUCCCCGCCACGGCUGCUGCAUUUCGAUGGGGGCGAAAUGCGAAAACACCCGCGUGCUUAGAUUUAGACGUACGUUAAAGAACCUCAGGUGGUCGAAAUUUCCGGAGUGCCCCACUACGGCGUGCCUCCUAAUCAAAAAGUGGUUUUGGCACGUAAAACUACAUUAUUUAAUUUUUUAUUGCGGUGGAUGAACGGCCAGUCUUCUUUCCUCUGGAAAUGAACAGUCUGUUAACUGUAUAAUUAACAUAUUUACCAGCGAGCAAACUUCUACCUAAACAUCUUUCCCUUGUGUAUAUAAUUUAUUUUAUUAGCUACUCACCCCUUAUGUAGUACCCCCAAUCCUGGGGGCCUUUAAGGUAAUAAAGUGAAGUGAAUUGAAGUGAAAUUCAUUACUUCGUUUUUUUUUUCGUCGUUCACUCCGAAUUACAAAUUUCAUGCUUUUUAUGCUGUGAGUACAUGUUGUCCUGCUCCUUCUUGUUA
This is a messenger RNA of Dermacentor andersoni, 1314 nucleotides long. Lineage: Eukaryota; Metazoa; Arthropoda; Arachnida; Ixodida; Ixodidae. The record is from RefSeq and is a predicted model, not a curated record.